Astyanax mexicanus (Mexican tetra) is the source of this 1397-nucleotide messenger RNA. It is a transcript of the gene rnf11a, whose product is annotated as ring finger protein 11a. Lineage: Eukaryota; Metazoa; Chordata; Actinopteri; Characiformes; Acestrorhamphidae. The transcript has 3 exons. The record is from RefSeq and is a predicted model, not a curated record. The coding region runs from base 380 to 820 and encodes 146 amino acids.
CCAGAAUGCAGCGGAAAACGCUGCUGCUGCUACUUCCGCUCCAGCAGUUUGUAAACACAGCGAAAGGAGAGAUGGAGUCGAGAGGUCUCACCUAAAAAUAUUCUGCAGCGGGAUAAAGCGGCUGUAGCGCGGCGGACAGCGGCCCGCAGGCCCGGGAAACUCAUCUGCGGAGCUCAGGGCAGCCCGGGGGACUUUAAUCCCGGAGAUAGCGGCGAUAUUUCCGCUGUUUUAUUCUGAAAUUCAGCGCUGUGUGUGGUUUUUCUCUGAUUAUCAGCAGCCUGAGAGAGACUGAGCGCAGCGGACUGACAGACAGACAGAGCGACAGACAGCGCGGAUACCGGAUUAUUCAGUGUAAAAUUAUUCAGUUUUAUAUCUUUAAAUGGGGAACUGUCUCUCCUCGCAAGGUGCAGACGACCUGUCUCUCCUCAACGAGUCUGAAGGGGCCAGUCUUCCCGGGGAGCCUCCACCACCCUACCAGGAGCGUGUACAGGUACCCGUGUACCACCCCACACCCAGUCAGCCCCGGCUGGCCACCCAGCUGACGGAGGAGGAGCAGAUCCGGAUCGCUCAGCGCAUCGGCCUCAUCCAGCACCUCCCCCGUGGAAUCUUCGACCCCGGCUCCGAACCCUCCGACAAGAAGAUCAAAGAGUGUGUGAUCUGCAUGCUGGACUUUGAGUACGGCGACCCCAUCCGGUUCCUGCCCUGCAUGCACAUCUACCACGUGGACUGCAUCGACGCCUGGCUCAUGCGCUCCUUCACCUGCCCGUCCUGCAUGGAGCCCGUGGACGCCGCCUUGCUGUCCACCUACGAGACCAACUGAGAGAUACGCCCACCCGCAGGGGGGCAUCCACCUGAUCCUGAUCCUACAUGCCAAUCCAGUCAGCCGAGGGUUCAGCCCCACGCGAGGGAUUAGCAUUAGCGCGGGGGCGGUGGCUUUGGCGACCGUGUUUGGGAAUGUGUGUGAGUGUAGGUGUGCCCAUGCAAAAAUAUGAUAAGUGAUACUGAUAUUGAAGGUAUAUUCCAGUGAAGUUUAAAGGUCUGUAUGAAUUGGAAUAUAUUGAUGUAUUAAUAAUAUAGUAUAUUCCAUUUUCUUGAAAGAGACAAGAUCCUAAAUUUGAUUGGACGUCUAAAGACGCGUAGAGAGCAUAGAGUGAAAAGAAACGUGACCUUUUAUGGGCCAAAACUGUGCGAUUUUGACGCUGGGUUAGCUCAGAUGGAGUGAUUUAAUAGGAAUAUGAACUAUUUAAAGGAUAAUUUUGAUGGAGGUAGACUAUUAUAACUGUGUUAUAAGUGGGUGGGGCAACUCUUUUUCUUUUUUUUUUUUUUUUUUUUUUUUUGUCUUUUUCCACGCUUUUUUUUUUUUCCUCCCAGAAUGUGCAAUACACAGAAAAAGAAGA